This is a messenger RNA of Trachemys scripta elegans, 1176 nucleotides long. It is a transcript of the gene RFC5, whose product is annotated as replication factor C subunit 5. Gene Ontology annotation, molecular function: DNA binding; DNA clamp loader activity; ATP binding. The record is from RefSeq and is a predicted model, not a curated record. The transcript is spliced from 11 exons. Bases 74 to 1090 code for a protein of 338 amino acids. Gene Ontology annotation, cellular component: DNA replication factor C complex; nucleus. Gene Ontology annotation, biological process: DNA-templated DNA replication; DNA repair. NCBI's taxonomy places the organism in Eukaryota, Metazoa, Chordata, Testudines, Emydidae.
CGUUUGAGCGCGAGCCGGGCGGACGCUGCUGCUGCUCCGCGCGCCCCGCUGCCAAGCGCGGGGGACCGGCCCCAUGGAGUCUGCAGCCCCCAAGCCGCCGCCGCCGGCCGGGAAGAGCAGGAACCUGCCAUGGGUGGAAAAAUAUCGUCCUCAGACACUGAAUGACCUAAUUUCCCAUCAGGACAUUCUGAGCACCAUUCAGAAGUUCAUCAGCGAAGAUCGUCUGCCUCACCUUCUCCUCUAUGGACCGCCUGGCACUGGCAAGACCUCCACAAUUCUGGCCUGUGCUAAACAGCUCUACAAAGACAAGGAAUUCAACGCCAUGGUUUUAGAGCUGAAUGCUUCGGAUGACAGAGGAAUUGACGUAGUCAGAGGCCCCAUCCUGAGCUUUGCUAGCACAAGGACAAUCUUUAAGAAAGGUUUUAAGCUUGUGAUCCUGGAUGAAGCAGACGCCAUGACCCAGGAUGCCCAGAAUGCCCUAAGGCGAGUGAUUGAGAAAUUCACUGAGAACACCAGGUUUUGCCUGAUCUGUAACUACCUCUCCAAGAUCAUCCCUGCCUUGCAGUCCAGAUGCACAAGGUUCCGGUUUGGCCCCCUGACUCCAGAACUCAUGGUCCCCAGGCUGCAGCAUGUCAUCAAGGAAGAGAUGGCUGACGUAAGUGAAGAUGGGAUGAAAGCAUUGGUGACCCUCUCCAGCGGGGACAUGCGCAGAGCUCUGAAUAUUUUGCAGAGCACCACCAUGGCCUUUGGGAAGGUGACGGAGGACACCGUGUACACCUGCACGGGGCACCCACUGAAGUCUGACAUUGCCAACAUUCUCGACUGGAUGCUGAACCAGGACUUCACCACUGCCUAUAAAAAAAUCCUGGAGCUGAAGACGCUGAAAGGUUUGGCUCUGCAUGACAUCCUGACAGAGAUCCACUUGUUUGUGCACCGAGUUGACUUCCCGCCUUCCGUCCGAAUCCAACUCCUGAUCAAAAUGGCAGACAUCGAGUACAGACUGGCUGCGGGGACAAGCGAGAAGAUUCAGCUAAGCUCCCUUAUUGCUGCGUUCCAAGUCACCAGGGACUUGAUUGUAGCUGAGGCUUAGGGCCAGUGGCUUCCUGCGAGCACAGUUUACACCCUCACCCCUCCCGCUAAGAAGUAAAAAAGAAGAAUGUCCUUGUCUGAACACGA